Acomys russatus (golden spiny mouse) is the source of this 1345-nucleotide messenger RNA. RefSeq names its product exo/endonuclease G (gene Exog). NCBI's taxonomy places the organism in Eukaryota, Metazoa, Chordata, Mammalia, Rodentia, Muridae. The record is from RefSeq and is a predicted model, not a curated record. The transcript has 6 exons. Gene Ontology annotation, molecular function: 5'-3' exonuclease activity; single-stranded DNA endonuclease activity; RNA endonuclease activity. Bases 1 to 1107 code for a protein of 368 amino acids. Gene Ontology annotation, biological process: apoptotic DNA fragmentation. Gene Ontology annotation, cellular component: nucleus; mitochondrial inner membrane.
AUGGCUGCUAAGAGCUUCUCCUCGCGGCUCAGGGGCUCGCGGCAGUUUCUGAAUGGCUUCUUGGCCGGGGCUGUAGUGGGCGCCGCGGGAGCAGGGCUGACGGCGCUGCAGUUCCUCCAGCGCCGGGACGCGGGAUCUGCGUGGCCGGCGAGGCAGCCGCACGAAUCUGCAGAAAAAGUUGUCUUGGAGCAGUUUGGAGUCCCUUUGACUGGCACAGAGACGAGGCGUUACACUAACCAUGCCUUGUCUUAUGAUCAGGCAAAACGGGUGCCCAGAUGGGUUCUUGAACACAUAUCCAAGGACAAAAUCAUAGGUGAUGCGGACAGACAACACUGUAAAUUCAAGCCUGACCCCAGCGUCCCUCCAGCCUUCAGUGCUCUCAAUGAGGACUAUGUUGGAAGUGGCUGGUCACGAGGACACAUGGCCCCGGCAGGGAAUAACAAGUUUUCCAGUGAAGCCAUGGCAGAAACCUUUUACCUUUCUAAUAUUGUGCCUCAGAAUUUUGAUAAUAAUUCUGGCUAUUGGAAUAGAAUAGAGAUGUAUUGUCGUGAGCUGACGGAGAGGUUUGAAGAUGUUUGGAUAGUAUCAGGACCUUUAACCUUACCUCACACUGGAAGUGACGGAACGAAAACAGUUAGUUACCAGGUGAUCGGUGAGGACAAUGUGGCAGUCCCCUCACACCUUUACAAGGUGAUCCUGGCUCGCAGAAGCCCGGAAUCGACUGAACCGCUGGCACUUGGGGCCUUUGUGGUGCCAAAUAAAGCCAUUGGGUUCCAGGCCCAGUUACCUGAGUUCCAGGUGAGCCUCCAGGCCCUGGAGAAGAUGGCAGGCCUGGUGUUUUUCCCCCAUCUGGAUAGAACCAGGGACAUCCAGAACAUCUGCUCUGUGGACACAUGCAAGCUCUUGGGUUUCCAGGAGUUCACUCUGUAUCUGAGCACCAGGAAGAUUGACGGAGCCCGGUCUGUGGCCAGACUGGAGAAGGUCCUGGAAACUUUGAAGAACUCAGGGGUGGAGCCUGACGAAUACUUCCUGAGUCGCUAUGGGAAGAAACUAGAGGAACUGAAAGCUAAGGAGCAGACAGACACCCAGCUGGAGAAGCCGUCCUAGUGCUUGCUUGUCUGCGUGUGCACUGACCUGUGAUGGAUGAGCAGGUGUGCGUCUCCAGGCACAUGUGUUUUAGCAGAUUUAUUUUCAAGAAAUGAUGGAAUCCUGACUAAAAAUCCCUUUGAAGACUCACUAGCUCAAAACUCAGUGGUGUUUUCUUUCGCUAGGGUGAGCUGGCUGAGAUGGCUUUUAGAAUCUCUCUCCUCCUGUCCAAAUACGUUAUGAUUUACCCCGUCGCUUC